Myotis lucifugus (little brown bat) is the source of this 2238-nucleotide messenger RNA. It is a transcript of the gene RDH11, whose product is annotated as retinol dehydrogenase 11 (all-trans/9-cis/11-cis). The record is from RefSeq and is a predicted model, not a curated record. Lineage: Eukaryota; Metazoa; Chordata; Mammalia; Chiroptera; Vespertilionidae.
UAAAGUACUAGGGCGCGCCGGGGAGGGGAAACCACGGUUGGUGAGCACCGCUGGGGCACCUCGCUGUGCUGCUGCAAGAUGAUUUGGGUCCUGCUCCUGCUCCUCCUUCUCCCCCUUCUCCUGUUCAUCGCUGCACCCCAAAUCAGGAAAAUGCUAUCCAACGGGGUGUGUACAUCGACUGCCCAGCUUCCAGGGAAGGUGGCAGUGGUUACUGGUGCCAACACAGGCAUCGGGAAGGAGACAGCCAAAGAGCUGGCUCAAAGAGGAGCGCGUGUCUAUAUAGCUUGCCGGGAUGUGCAAAAGGGGGAAUUGGUGGCAAAAGAGAUCCAGACCAUGACAGGGAACCAACAGGUAUUCGUGCGGAAACUGGACUUGGCUGAUACUAAAUCUAUUCGAGCCUUCGCUGAGGGCUUCUUAGCAGACGAAAAGCAUCUCCACAUUUUGAUUAACAAUGCAGGAGUGAUGAUGUGUCCCUACUCCAAGACUGCAGAUGGCUUUGAGAUGCAUAUGGGAAUCAACCACUUGGGUCACUUCCUCUUGACCCAUCUGCUGCUAGAGAAGCUGAAGGAAUCAGCCCCAUCAAGGGUAGUGAACCUGUCUUCCUUAGCGCAUGUCCUGGGAAGGAUCCAUUUCCAUAAUCUUCAGGGCGAGAAAUUCUACAGUGCGGGUCUGGCCUACUGUCAUAGCAAGUUAGCCAACAUUCUCUUCACCAAGGAACUGGCCCGGAGGCUAGAAGGCUCUGGCGUUUCAGUGUAUUCUGUACACCCUGGCACAGUCCACUCUGAAUUGGUUCGGCACUCAUUUUUCAUGAGAUGUAUGUGGCGGCUUUUCUCCUUCUUCAUCAAGACCCCUCAGCAGGGAGCCCAGACCAGCCUGCACUGUGCCUUAGCAGAGGGUCUUGAGAUCCUAAGUGGGAAUCAUUUCAGUGACUGCCGUGUGACGUGGGUCUCUGCCCAGGCUCGGAAUAUGACAAUAGCAAGGCGGCUAUGGGACGUCAGCUGUGACCUGCUGGGCAUCCCUAUGGAUUGACAGGUGGUGGCCGUUGGACCCAAGAGAAGUGUGCAGCAGACUACUCAGUGCUCCCUGCCAAAAUGACUCUCCUUCAGGGUGGCCAAACCUUGAGCACAAAGGGAGCAAACCUUCUGGCCUUGGCAGCUUUCUGAGAGAAGCCCCGUGCGCACUGCCAGGCAUCGCAACGCCUUGCAUCUGUCCAGACUGACUUUGCUCCCCUUCUUGCCAGUUACUAGAGAUAUCACAGGACAAGUACCCCUCGGGACCACCAGCUCAUCUGUUCCCUCUGAGACGCACCACCCAGGAGAACCUAAGCUCUGGCAAGGUUGAUUUGUGGCAGUUUGGACUCGUUUCUACCCUCUGUGUUCACGGUGUAUUGUCUCCCAACCAAACAACCUUCACUUGGAGAGGGCCACGCUACAGCCUGAGCUGAAUCCAGGAGUGACGUUGGCUCGCUUGGCUCAAGAGCAGGGCUUGUCCCUCACCUCUUAAAACCAUCGUAGGGCGAACAUCUGGAUUCUUUCAGGAAAUGUAACUGAAUCUGGAUUGUGGGAUGGCUCUCUCUCUCUCUGACAACCUAAAGCCACUGCUCAGACAUGUUCCCAUGCCUAGACCAUGGGAGAGCUUCCUUUUCUAAGAAGUUUGUGGGUUUGGGAGGAUGGCAGAAAUAUGGGGGAAGGCAGAAAUAAAAAUGAAGUUUAAACUCUCAUUUCCCUGCUAUUUCUCUGACCAGCAAGGAGGUAAUGAAAGGAUCAGUUUGAGAAGGUAGGCCUCCUGACAUCAGUUACUGACCCCAGACCCAUGGAGGCCUCCUUUUUGUGCUGUAGUUUCUCUUUGGUGAUUGUUAUUGAAUAGAUGUGUUCCUAUGUACUUUUGCAGUUGGGAGUAUUUUCACAAAAUCUGAAGUAGCCACAAAGGAACAGUAUUAAAUUGGACCCUGAUGCAGGUAAAUGAUCAGAGAUGGAGCAAGCCAGUGCCACCCAGUCUUUGAUACAAAUGGCUAGAGCUGCAAGGGAAGCAGAUUCUGUUUAUGUUGAUAACUACCCACCAAGAAGCACAUGGAGAGCAGGAAUUCAAAGAUAAUAGGCCUGGAAGGUAAUGAAGGGACCAAAGGAUUUUUUUUAAGCUGAAGAUGGUAAUAUCCAGCUAUAGAAUUAAGGGUGAGCACCCGAGUUAGCAAGGCUGAUAGAGCACUAUCUUAAGCACCAGUCAACCAAUGUGGCAGGG